Molecule: messenger RNA, 2292 nt
Organism: Jaculus jaculus (lesser Egyptian jerboa)
Lineage: Eukaryota; Metazoa; Chordata; Mammalia; Rodentia; Dipodidae
Gene: Nphp1
Product: nephrocystin 1
Exons: 20
Coding region: 31-2103 (690 amino acids)
Biological process (GO): protein localization involved in establishment of planar polarity
Cellular component (GO): cilium; cytoplasm
Molecular function (GO): protein binding
Source: RefSeq, a predicted model, not a curated record
CGGCGCGCUCCCGGCUGGCGCAGCCCGGCGAUGUUCGCCAGGCGGCAGCGGGGCCCGUUGCAGGCGUUGCGGCGCCGCAACCAGGAGCUGAAGCUGCAGAUUGACGGUUUGGUUGCUGAGAACCAAUCGAAAGGAAACCUAGAACCCAGUAAAAAGCAAGAUAUUUACAAAAGAUGUAUCCAGUUAAAACAGGCAAUAGAUGAAAAUAGAACCACUCUCCAAAACUUAAACAAAGCUGAUGAAAGUGCACCUGUCGGGAACUAUGAACAGAGAAAGUUAGAGGAGCAGCAUCUUUUGGACACCCUGACCUGCCAAUUGAAGGAACUUGCUGUGAGCAUAAGCAGAGAAAAAGAAUCUAAAAAUGAUAAACUUAGUGAAGAAGUGGAAAACAGUGCUUCUACUGAAGAAGACGAAGAUGACGAAGAAGAUGAAGAAGGAGAGAGUGAAGAAAUUGGUAGAGAAGAAGAAUCAGAAGAAGAAGAGAAAGAGGAACAUGACUCUACUAAGCAAAUGACAAAUACUCAAUACAUUGCUCUGGGAGAUUUUGCCGCCCAGCAGGCUGGGGAUCUUACAUUUAAGAAAGGGGAAAUUCUACACAUAAUUGAAAAAAAGCCUGAUGGUUGGUGGAUGGCUAAGGAUGAGAAAGGAAACAAGGGUCUCAUUCCCAGAACCUACCUGGAGCCCUAUUAUAAGGAAGAAGACAGCCGAGAAUCCAGUGAGGAGGUCAGUAAAGAGGACAGUGAAGAGGACGUAGAGGUGGUGGAUGAAACUGCAGAUGGAGCUGAAGUAAAGCCAAGAACUGAUUCCCAUUGGAGCGCUCUUCAAAAAGCGAUCUCAGAGCAGAUCAACACUGUUGAUGUGUUAACCACGAUGGGGGCUAUUCCAGCAGGGUUCCGGCCUUCUACCCUCUCCCAGAUGCUAGAGGAAGGGAAUCAAUUUCGAGCAAGUUACUUCUUACAGCCAGAGCUCACAACAUCAAAACUGGCCUUCAAAGACCUGAUGUGGGAUGCUAAAGAAGGCACUAUUAAGUCAAUACCAAGUCGUGUUUCAUUGAUUCUGACCCUGUGGAGCUGUAAAAUGAUUCCUCUCCCAGGAACAAGCAUACAGGUUCUCAGCAGACAUGUACGCCUCUGUCUGUUUGAUGGUAGCAAGGUUCUGAGCAACAUUCACACAGUCAGAGCCACAUGGCAACCUAAAAAGCCCAAAACAUGGACCUUUUCUCCCCAGGUUUCUGGCAUCCUGCCAUGCCUGCUUGAUGGUGAUUGUUUUAUCAGGUCCAAUUCUCCAUCUCCAGACCUUGGAAUAUUAUUUGAACUUGGAAUUUCUUAUAUCCGAAACUCAACUGGUGAACGAGGAGAGUUAAGUUGUGGCUGGGUGUUCCUUAAGCUUUUCGAUGCUAGUGGAGUUCCUAUUCCAGCAAAAACUUAUGAGCUCUUCUUGAAUGGUGGUGCUCCGCAUGAAAAAGGUGUUGACGUGGACCCUUCAGUACCCCGCAGAGCACAGGGUGGUGUUUUCCAUCAGAUGAUAGCCAUGCGGAGGCAGCCUCAACUUCUAGUGAAACUGAGGUCUGUGAACAGGAGAUCAAGAACCAUCCUCAGUCUGUUGCCAGAAACACUGAUUGGGAGUAUGUGCUCCACUCACUUGUUGUUAUUUUAUCGACAAAUUCUUGGAGAUGUGCUCCUGAGAGACAGGGCGAAUCUGCAAAGCGCUGAUCUCAUUAGUCAUCCAGUGCUGGCCACCUUCCCUGUGCUCUUGGAGCAGCCGGAUGUAAUGGACGCCCUCAGGAGUUCCUGGGCUGAAAAAGAAAGCACCCUGAAAAGAUCGGAGAAGAGAGACAAGGAGCUCCUGAAGGCCAAGUUCCUCCUGGUCUACCAUGACUGCGUGCUCCCUCUGCUGCACUCCACACUGCUGCCCCCAUUCCGGUGGGCAGAAGAAGAGACCGAGGCUGCUCGGUGGAAGGUCAUCGCUGACUUCCUCAAGCAAAGCCGAGAGAACGGUGGCUCCUUGAAGGCUCUGCUGUCACCAGACGGGGUUCAUUCACCUUUCGACCUUUCAGAGCAGACCUAUGACUUCUUGGGAGAAAUAAGGAAGAACUUAUCCUGAUGGGGGCUGGGCCCUCAGCUUCACCCUGGUACUGGGGAGCCUUCCAUGUGGAUUUGAAUCAAAUGACAGCCAAAAGAACUGACUGGCUACAACCUAAGUCCUAUUCUUUUUUUAUUCAAAUUCUAUUUUUAAAGAAAUAUCUAAUAAUUUGAGUGUGUUUAAAACAAUAAAAUAGAUUUUUAUAAGGAA